Molecule: messenger RNA, 3531 nt
Organism: Brassicogethes aeneus
Lineage: Eukaryota; Metazoa; Arthropoda; Insecta; Coleoptera; Nitidulidae
Source: the annotation of a GenBank genome assembly
GCAACACUGCACACAAUUGUCAACAUUUUUAAAGGUUAUGUUUUGUUAAAACUAUUUUUUCUGAUGUUUCUGAGAAUCCACAGGUGAAAAUGGCAGAAAGGUAUUCCCGGCCAAAAGUUGGCGAGACAGAAGAAGAUUUACUUCGAUUGCAAAAAGAGUAUUUCGAGAAUAAAGCCGCAAAUGGUGUUAAAUCUGCUGCAACUGUAGUUAGUGAGAAAAAAGAUGUUGUUGAAAAUGAUAUACAAGAACAAUUGGCAAAUACUUUUGAAGCAAUUCCGAGUACCAUAAAUUUAGGAAAUGUUGUUGAAAAACCAAGUGAUUCAAUUGAAAGUUGUAAACCUUCUGUGUUUAAGUUUAAUAGAAGUAGAGGAUUUCCAGAGGCUAAAAGAAGAGACCUAAAAGUUACAGCUUCAAAUGGCAGUAUAUUUGCACAAAAUAUUAAAAAAAUUAAGAAAAAUGAGUCUCCAAUGGAGGUUGACUUGGUCCCAGCUGGGACAUCUAGUGCAGUUCAAGACAAUUUUAUUGAAAAAUCUGUUAUAAAACUACCAGAACAAAGUUACAUAUUACAAGGGGCUGAUAGUAUGCAGAUACACAAUGGCAAUUUGAAUCUAUUAAAGAAUAUGUCUGAACAAGAAAUAUUAGAGGAAAGAAACAAACUAAUAGAGACAAUGGACCCCGCUAUUGUAAGUUACUUGAAAUCAAGAAGAACUAAGGAGGAAGUGGAAAACAGAAAUCUAACAAUUAAAGAACAAAAUGAGGCUGCCAAAGAAUUGGAUUUGGAAGAAAUUGAAACUACUGUAGAACUUUUAAAGCAGCCAAAAUCAGACAAAUGGUUGAAUUUUGAUGUUGUUGAAUCCAAUAAGUUGGCAUGGAUGAAAAAUGUGCUAGUGCCUAAAAUUGAAAAGCAUGAACAGUUUGAAGCCAGGUUUGAUUUUGAAGGGGGGCUAUUGCCAUAUGCUGAACCGGAAAUAAAUGAAGAAAGCAGAAUUUUAUACCAUCAUGGAGAAGAAUCAGGGAGACCUGGUUAUACCUUUCAAGAACUAUUCCAGCUAUCAAGAUCAAGUGUAAUCCAACAAAAAGUAGUUGCUUUAAACACCAUAGCAAACAUACUGUCCCUGCAAUCGACAGGUAUUUACAACAAUAUAAUAGACAUACCCAUAGAGCAAGUGUUUUUUGUGCUGAGAAUUUGUUUGGAUGAAAACACACCAUCUGUUUUGAAUGGAAGUAUCAAAGCACUGAGAAAUCUGAUUUACCAUCAAAUAGACGAGAGUUGUUUGGAUGGUUUGUUAGGUUUUGGAGUGGGACAUGUACAGCCUAUUCUCGCUAUAGAUAACGCUCUUGAAGAUGACAACACUGUAAAUGAUCAACAAUUGGCCGAAACUAAUAUAAUUAAGUGCUUGGCAAGAACUGAUAUUUUGACUAGAAUCAGAUACAUUCUCAACACAGUACAACCUGCCCUGGAAAGUGUUCUAUACUGUUUGGAAAUAUUGACCAGGCUUGCCAGGGAUUCACAGAUGAUUUUAAAUAGAAUUUUUACAUGUGACGGUCUCUUAGAAAGCAUUAUUUCAAAUUUUCUACCAAAAGUUAAUAAAACCAAUACAAGCAAUUCUUGCUAUGGAUAUCCACUUGUUCAGGCUGUAAAAUUUCUGAGAGUAGUUUCUUGUAGGAAUAAAUUUUAUGCAGAAACAUUGGUAAAUAAGCAUAAAGUAAUGGAUUCGAUUAUUUUAUACCUAUCAAGCGAUAAUUAUUCAGCAAACGUAAAUGGUUUGAGACUACAAAUUGAGUGCAUGCAUUUUUGGAGCAUUCUUAUUAAAUAUCACUUGGCACUUGACUAUUUUAGUGUUCUGCAGCCGGUAUUUUUGAGGAUGUUAGAUUACCAUGUAAAAAAUACACAUUUAGACAAUACAACUACAUUUGUAAGAAAUGGUCAUGUCGCAGCUUUGUUGAUUUUACUUGGUAAUGUGUCCCAAAGAAAAUUUGCAUUGAUACAACCUUUUAUUCCUUUAGUAUUUGAAAGUUGUCUUACCAAAUGGGGAAAACAAUUUGAACAGUUAAACGAUUUCUUUUGUGGGAAACUACAGAUUAUUUCUUCCCUUUUUAACUGUUUAGCAGGUAUUAGACAAACACAACCAGGUUUAAAUCCAUAUUAUACCCAAUCAGAUGAAAUUGUAAAGAGUAUGAUUGCCUCAAAUGGUUUUAAACAUGUGACUCACUUUAUACAGAAUGGUUCCAUGUUAUUAAAUAAUUUUGAAACUUAUAAAUCCAGCAGUAAUUUGAAAAAUAUUGAAGGUGCUGCUUGGGAUAAUGCAGAACAUGUGGUGCCAGUCAUUUUGACAAAAAGUUGUAUACCAUUUAUGUACAAUUUAACUAAAUACAUUGAAAUUUGUUCAGACAAUAAGCUUAAGCUAAAAUUAUUAAGACAUCAAAGUAUCAACAAUUAUAUACAAUCCCUGAAGAAAUUGGAGCAAUUUUAUUUAACAGGCAAUUGGUUUACCAGAACAGAAAGCUUUCUAGUAAUGAGUUUAUUAAAAAUAUCUGUUGAUUUACAAAAAGAUAUUGAUACCUCUAUUUAUUAUGAACUAGCUGUAAAAAGCCUUUGUACUUUUAAUUCUGAGCAAAAAAGCGACAUUGAAUUUAUUUUAAAGAAUAUCAUAUUUGGCCCCAAAUUUUACCCAAGUGAUAUUUUAAUGGAAAAUUUAGAGAUUUCGCAAAGAUCCAGCACAUUGGAAGUUUCCUUGGGUAAUUUGGGAGAAAUUUUGGAUGUGUAUACAAAAGUUUUAGGUCUGAAAAAUAAUGUUGUUGACUUUUCAACUCAACUAUCUGUAGACAUAAGUAUAGGAAAUGUAAUACCAAUAGACUGGAUAUACACUCCCAUUCUAGUUCUUUACACCCAUCAACAGCAACAUAAACACAGUAUACAAGAAGCUCACCAAAUUUACACAAUUAAAAAUUGCUUGAGAUGGAUUUUAAUCUACGAAACUUACUUUUCAACUUUGGCCGCCUCCAUCAAUUGUACCGACAGAUUUUGCAGACUUGCCUGUGUAUUUUUGGGCAGCGAUGGUUUAUUUUUAAGUCCGGAAAUUCACGAGUUAUUGGAGUUGUGUUUUAAGAAUGUUAUGAAAUUUGAAAGGGAACUUAAUUUCACCAAGGAUAUACAAGGUCUGACUAAUUUCCAUGAUUUUUACACACAUCUUUUAGAGCAAUAUCAAGGUGUGAGUUAUGGCGAUCUGCUAUUUGGUAAUGUAAUAUUGGUACCACUGGCUCAAAAACAUUUAAGGCAAUACAAGAAAACUUUAUGGUCCGAGUAUAUGGGAGUAGUACAAAUAUUUAAUGUUACCAGGGAAAAGUUGUUGAGUUCAAUAGAUCUAUAUUUGGAACCAGUUGAAGAAGAUAUGUCUCUAAUAAAAUCUUACCAAGGAGCUUUAAUGUGUAAUAAUGUAAGACCAAAUUCAGUUUUAUAUGAAAUUGCAUCAUUUCAUGUAAACAAGUGUAUAAAUAAAAUUAAAAAAUAAACCAAUUUUUAUAGUUGUU